This is a messenger RNA of Cucumis sativus (cucumber), 1285 nucleotides long. Its product is annotated as malate dehydrogenase, glyoxysomal. Gene Ontology annotation, molecular function: L-malate dehydrogenase (NAD+) activity. The record is from RefSeq and is marked provisional. Gene Ontology annotation, cellular component: chloroplast; cytoplasm. Gene Ontology annotation, biological process: tricarboxylic acid cycle; malate metabolic process. NCBI's taxonomy places the organism in Eukaryota, Viridiplantae, Streptophyta, Magnoliopsida, Cucurbitales, Cucurbitaceae.
UUCUGAUCUUGGAGCGGUGGGUUUCUUUUCUCUUUCUGCAACUAACUAUGCAGCCGAUUCCUGAUGUUAAUCAACGCAUUGCUCGAAUCUCUGCUCAUCUUCAUCCUCCCAAGUAUCAGAUGGAGGAGAGUUCAGUUUUGAGGAGGGCGAAUUGCCGGGCCAAAGGCGGAGCUCCCGGGUUCAAAGUCGCAAUACUUGGGGCUGCCGGUGGCAUUGGCCAGCCACUUGCGAUGUUAAUGAAGAUGAAUCCUCUGGUUUCUGUUCUGCAUCUAUAUGAUGUAGUCAAUGCCCCUGGCGUCACUGCUGAUAUUAGCCACAUGGACACGGGUGCUGUGGUGCGUGGAUUCUUGGGGCAGCAGCAGCUAGAGGCUGCGCUUACUGGCAUGGAUCUUGUUGUAAUCCCUGCGGGCGUUCCUCGGAAACCAGGAAUGACAAGGGAUGAUCUAUUCAAAAUAAACGCAGGAAUUGUCAAGACUCUUUGCGAAGGGAUUGCAAAGUGUUGUCCUACAGCCAUUGUCAACCUGAUCAGUAAUCCUGUGAACUCCACCGUGCCCAUUGCAGCUGAAGUUUUCAAGAAAGCUGGAACUUAUGAUCCAAAGCGACUUCUAGGAGUUACAAUGCUUGACGUCGUCAGAGCCAAUACCUUUGUGGCAGAAGUAUUGGGUCUUGAUCCUCGGGAUGUUAAUGUUCCAGUUGUUGGCGGUCAUGCUGGUGUAACCAUUUUACCCCUUCUAUCUCAGGUCAAGCCUCCAAGUUCUUUCACACAAGAAGAGAUUAAUUACCUGACUGAUAGGAUUCAAAAUGGUGGAACAGAAGUUGUUGAGGCCAAAGCAGGAGCUGGUUCAGCAACUCUCUCAAUGGCAUAUGCUGCCGUUAAGUUUGCAGAUGCAUGCCUCAGGGGCUUAAGAGGAGAUGCUGGUGUUGUUGAAUGCGCGUUCGUGUCUUCUCAGGUGACCGAACUUCCAUUCUUUGCAACAAAAGUACGACUUGGCCGCAAUGGUAUAGAUGAAGUAUACUCCCUUGGCCCGCUAAAUGAGUACGAGAGGAUUGGAUUGGAGAAAGCAAAGAAAGAGUUGGCAGGAAGCAUUGAGAAAGGAGUUUCCUUCAUCAGAGGCUGAAGAGAUGCCAAUUACAAUUAGUUUUAAUAGAAACAUUCUGUCUCUUAUAGAUUACUUGUCCCAUAUGUUCUCCUAGAGAUUGAAGUUGAAACCACACUUCUUUUUAUACUAAUAAAACUAUAUCGCCAUCAUGUCGAUAUUUAAUGCACAACCAAAAUGGUUGGAUU